GAGAGAGAGGAAGGAGGAGGAGGGGAGAGCGCCGAAGGCUUUGCACACACCGACACACACCAACACACCAACAGACACACACACACAUCUGCUCUUUUCCGUAGCCUCCGUCAGGGGGUUGCCAUAGAAACCGGAGUGACAUAGAAGAGGAAAGAGAAGAAGGAGAAGGAGAAGAGGGAGAAGAGCCUCCUGGGCCCGUGGCAGAGGGACGGAGCAGUCAGGAGCAGCCUCCUCUCCCUCGGCAACCACUUUCAGCACCCCUGGCAAAGUUGCUGGGCCCGAGAAGGGAUGGUGGGAAAGGGAGCCCGGCUGGAUCCGUGGAGCUCAAGCGCCUAGGCUCUCUCACCCCACCAUGGCGGGGGUGGCAGGACGGAUAAGGCAGCCAGGGAGAAUCAUGAAUGGCAGUGACUGAGGACCCCGUCAAACUGACCAACGGAGGGUACCCAUUCCAAGGUUACCUUCACUAAGGAUGUUCUGCUUAUCUCUUCUGCUCUUGGCUGGAUUUUCAACAAGUUCGGGGUCUGAAGUCAAUCCAGCAAUAUGCCGGUAUCCUUUGGGGAUGUAUGAAGGGACCAUCCGAGACGAGGACAUUACUGCUUCGAGCCAGUGGUACGAUUCAACUGGACCACAAUAUGCCCGAUUGCUCAGAGAAGAGGGCGACGGCGCGUGGUGUCCGGCCGGACUCUUGCAACCGGAAGACGUGCAGUUUCUUCAGAUUGACCUUCACAAACUCUACUUCAUCACCCUGGUGGGGACACAAGGGCGCCACGCCCGGGCCACCGGGAAGGAGUUCGCCCGGGCUUAUCGGAUCAAUUACAGCCGUAACGGCGAACGGUGGCUCUCUUGGAAAGACCGUCAGAACAGGCAGGUGAUCCAAGGCAACACAGACACCUACGAGGUUGUGUUGAAAGAUCUUCGCCCACCUAUCAUCGCUCGCUACAUCCGUGUGAUCCCAGUGACGGAGCAGCCCAUGACUGUCUGCAUGAGAAUAGAACUCUACGGUUGUGUCUGGUCUGAUGGCUUGGAGUCCUACAGCAUGCCCGAAGGAGAAACCAUAAUGGACCCUGGCAAUCCUAUCGUUUAUCUAAAUGACUCGAUCUACGACGGUCACCAGGAACGAAAGCUCCUCCACGGUGGGCUGGGCCAGCUUACGGACGGUGUUCUGGGACUGGAUGAUUUCACCAAGAGCCACCAAUACCGUGUAUGGCCAGGCUACGAUUACAUCGGUUGGAGGAACGACAGCUUCCGGAACGGCGCCGUGGAGAUGGAGUUCCAGUUUGACCACCAGAGGAAUUUCACCUCCAUGAAGGUCCAUUGCAACAACAUGUUUUCCAAAGGAGUGAAGAUCUUCGAGAGGGUGGAAUGUUUCUUCAAACCACAGCGGAUCGCCGAGUGGGACCCGCAACCUGUGGGUUUGGACACCGUUUUGGAUGACAAGAAUCCCAGCGCGCGAUUUGUGACCGUUCCCUUGAACCACCAUAUUGGCAAAGCCAUUCUUUGCCGUUUCUACUUCGCCGAUACCUGGAUGAUGAUCAGCGAGGUCUCUUUUCAAUCAGUCAAUAUGGAUGCUCCUGAUCCAAUUCUGGUUACUUCUGCAUGGAGUCCCACCACAGAGUCAUAUCCAUCAUCAGAGCGACCAAAUGCUACACAGGGGACUUUGGGGUACACCGUCCUAGCUUCCAUCAGCCCCAGGGUCGAGCAGAAGGCAGAGGACUCCAACUCUUCCAGUCUGAUCGGCUGUCUUGUGGCCAUCAUUCUCCUCCUUUUGGUGGUUAUCAUCGCCAUCCUGUGGAGACAGUACGCUCAGAAGCGUCUGGAGACGGCUCCCCGUCGAAUCCUGGAAGAAGAUGCCACGGUGCGUCUCUCCUUCUACAGCUCCAGAAUUGUCAAUGGCCAGACACAGAUCCACCAGACCAAUCCCACCUACGAGAGAGUCUUCCCCUUGGACCUGGAAUAUCACCAGCCUCUCACCCUCCUCCAGAAAUUGCCAGAGUUAUCUCAAAGCGCCGAAGACUCGGCCUGCAGUGGUGAUUAUGCGGAGCCCGACCUCACCAAGUGCACCCCUCACCAGGGAUUCCAGAAUAACGUUCCCCAUUACGCCGAGACAGACAUCGUCAACUUGCAAGGGGUGACAGGAAACAAUACAUACGCCGUGCCAGCCAUCACCGUUGACUCGUUGACCAAGAAGGACAUCUCCAUCGCUGAGUUUCCCCGGCACCAGCUGCAGCUCAAGGAGAAGUUGGGAGAAGGACAAUUUGGGGAGGUCCACCUUUGUGAAGCUGUCGGUCUUCCGGAAUUCUUGGGCCGUGCUUCUCCAGAAAGUUCUAGCCGGGCAAUUUUGGUGGCUGUGAAAAUGUUGAGAGCUGAUGUCACCAAGACAGCCAGGAACGAUUUCCUAAAAGAGAUCAAGAUCAUGUCCCGGCUGAAUGACCCGAACAUCAUCCGGUUGUUGGGUGUGUGCGUGAAGGACGAUCCUCUUUGCAUGAUCACCGAAUACAUGGAAAACGGGGACCUUCACCAGUUCCUCCUGCAAAGACGGAGUCGAAGCACUUUCACACAUUCCAGCAACGUUCCUUGUGUCAGCAAUCUCCAUCUCUUGCUCAUGGCAACUCAGAUUGCUUCCGGCAUGAAAUACUUGGCGUCCCUCAACUUCGUCCACCGGGAUUUGGCCACACGCAAUUGCUUGGUUGGAAAUAACUACACCAUCAAGAUUGCUGAUUUUGGCAUGAGCAGGAAUCUGUACAGUGGCGAUUAUUACCGGAUACAGGGUAGGGCUGUGUUACCGAUCCGCUGGAUGGCCUGGGAGAGCAUUCUGUUGGGAAAGUUCACCACCGCCAGUGAUGUGUGGGCCUUUGGUGUGACGUUGUGGGAGAUGUACACCUUAUGCAAAGAGCAGCCGUACAGUUGGCUGUCUGACGAACAGGUGAUUGAGAAUACGGGGGAAUUCUUCCGAGAUCAAGGCCGACAGGCUUACUUGUCUCAGCCGCCUCUAUGUUCAAAUCCUGUGUUUUCCUUGAUGAUGAAAUGCUGGAGCCGGGAUAUCAAAGAUCGUCCCACCUUUGAAGCAAUCCAUCUGUUUCUCAUCGAACAGAUGGAUGGAAGUAUCGGACCUAUAUGAGAACGUGAGACUGUUGAAAGACCACUGCAGUUGGGCCAAAGGUUCUCAAGAGUCUGUUUGACUCCCUCUUUCCUGUGGACAAGACCAGGUGAAGUCAGACGACCCACCAGAGUAACCGUUGAAGGUGUUCUUCUUGAGAUUUCUUCAAGAGAUGGCAUGACGGGGCCUCUUUGUCAUGUGGCUGGUGGUCAUCCUGAGAAGAAGCAUGGCCCCAAGUGGAGGUGGCCACAUCACCUUGGCGAGAAGGAUCCAUGUUCUGUAUUGCCCUCUCCAUGGGGGCAUCUUGGAAGCUGCUGCUUUUCUCAGCCACGAUUCAGAGUUCCAGAGGGCUGAGAAACUUAACAUCUCAUGGAAUAUUUUUGCCUUCUUUCCUUGAAAUAUGGAGAAGAUCUUUCGCCUCUGUUUUGUCCCUCCUUCUUUAGCUCUCAGCAGAAUUCGCUGUCUCCAGAAUGGGAGAGAAAUUAUGUUCCACCUCUUUGGAAGAGUCAGCUUCUUGGAUAUCUGCCCACCUUCCCUGAAAACUAUGUUUGGUGCAUCCUGUGGGACCUCAAGCUCCUGUUUUCUGUCGGACCACCGACUACUAUCCUUUUCUAUCUUUCAAUCAAAUUUGGGGAGCCGAUGGAUACUUGUGACUGCCCAUUCACCAAAAGGAGAGACCUGUGAAGUUUCCCACACUGGAUUUAACUACUUUUGUGAAGAGCAAAACCAAAAUGAAUGUCAAGAUUGAUAGGAAGGCCUUCUAGAUCUCAACAAAUGGAAAGGAUUUACUUUGGGGGCCGUGGGGGGUGGGUGGGGUGGCAUUAUCAUAGGAAGGCUUACCCGACACUGUGAUUAAUAUCAAGAUGAAAUGGAUCUUUGGCAGCCCGAAAGGACUGAUAUUCAAAUCGUGCUAUAUUGAAAGUUGUGAAGAUGCCAAAGAAGUCAUCGAGCUCACCUUUAGAACAUCUCAAUUUCAUUUUUCACCCACCCACCCUUCCUUUCCUUCUUUAUUUUCAAUCCCUUAAACACCCGUUGCUUUAAUUUCUAGGUUUUAAAACAGUUUAAAAAAAUUAGCCAACUGGGUUUCUAGCCCAUCGGGAUUUAAGCUUGAAAAUUUGGAGUUUUGUGGGCGGGAAAAAAACUUGAGAAACACUCGGAGAAGACAGAUUUGACCGAAGAAAAAGAAAACCAUUAACGCCCUGAAUAUUUCCCUCUGCGUCCCCCCGAGAAAGGCUCCAAAUUUGUAGAAAAAUCACACUUGGCCCAAUUUGGGAGUAAGAGGUCUAUCUUGCAAACUGCCAACUUUUCAACCAGCCCAUGAUUUCAAAUUAAUGUGUAGGAAGUUUGAUCAUCGUUACAACCUUGUUUAUUUUUUUUAUUUUUUUUUUGUAUGGUGCUUAAGGUUAUUGUUAAUUUGCACAAAACAAUAUCUGAGCAAAUCUAGGGCAAAAAGCAGUUUGGUAAAUAAUUCCAUUUUCCCAUGCCAGGAGAAUUCAUUGCUGGAGACAUAUCAAAAGUUUUAUUUUUGAAAAGGCAACUGGACUGAUUUUCGAGGAAGAGGACGACAAUUUUUUUAAAUAGGAGAACUUUUGUAAACAUUCUCUUCCAGAAUUACAAUUUUUCAGUUUCGGGGAAAUGACCCUUUGAACAGUUCAACCCGUCAACCCUUUUUAUCCUAGCUGAUCCGGAAAAAGGUAAACAUAUUUGGAAACCACCUGGUGUACUUUGAAUGAGACAAACUACCUGUGAAACAAGGAGCAAACUUGACUGAAAAGGUUUUUAUUGAAGCGCUAAGCCAGGUGCCUUAUUCAAAUCAUUAGGUUCUUGUUCUCUCUCUCUUUUUUUUUAAAUUAAUAUCAAGGAAAUGCAAAUUAGUUUGGGGAACUUGAUAAUAAAGAAGACUUUAUCUUCUGCCUUAAUACCACGGAGAUGCAAAUUAGCUUGAGGAACUUGAUACCGGGGAAGAAGGAACAGUUGGGUCUCUCUUCUGUAGACCCAACUGCCUGGUCUUAUCGGUCCCAUGCACCCCAUUUUCCUGAAGACUACCUCAAAUGGUAGACAUGGCCAGCAGAUAUCAUAGACUGGCAUCUGUCAGUGAAAGAAGUAACACAGCAACUUCCUCCCUACACAAUAGAAGGAGCAUCUCCAUGGCAUCAGUUGUGUUGACCAACAGCUAAUCUUGCUGUAUUUUGCUGAGGAUACAUCUCCGUGAUUGGAAAGAGAUGGAUCUCAGAAACUGUGGCAUUUACGGAGACGACGUCUCCUUCGGGAGGGUGGUGUUGAUGGCAACACCAAAUUGUAUGGUAUAUUCAGGGAGCCGGGAAUUUGGAGAUAACUGGAAUUCAGAGAAUGGAGAAAGGGAUGUCUCAUAGGGAAGGCCAAGCUGGUUGAGAAUUUCAGGUGGGCUCAAUGAAUCCAAUCAUUGAUAGCUUCAAGCUAUCCAUGGAACCUGGGUCAUCAGAACACAAUUGUAGGGUUCUCCUGACAAGCUCUGUCUGAAUGAACCCUCAACCCAUCUGUCCAAACUCAUGCAUUGGCCAUCAGAGUUGGUUCCAGCAGGAAAGGAGAGCUUCCUUCUCCAGAUACUGCUGCAGAAGAAGAAGUCCCAGUUUUCCUCACCGUCGUUGCUCUCACAAGGGCAGCUGAGGAUUGUAAUUUAGAACAUCUGGAAGGAGACUUGGUGUACACCCAAUGUUUAAGGGGGGGGGCCUCUUCAUGGCCUUUGACCUUGGUGCAUUAAAUAUCUGGAAUGGUCUACAGAUCAUUCCAAGAACUGUCCUAUGCAUGGGAUAUUUUCCUUCCCAUCGCCCUCACAAGCAUCUUGGUCUCGUUACCUUUUGGCUACAAUAACCCAUGCUCCCAUAACUCCAGAAAAACUGAUCUGGCUUUUCACCUUUUCCUUGAUAGUUAGCAAACAUUCCCCAGCAUGCUUUCGGAGCGAAAUCGAGUCAAUAUUUGCUAACUCUUUGUUCCUGUGUCUUCAAAAGCAGACGAAGGCAAGAAAGAGUGUCCUAACUACACGUUUUGCUGCAUGGCAUUGAUUUUUUUUAAAAAAAUAUAUAUACAAAAGACACAAAAUAAAAAUUAUUUUUAAAAAAUAAUAAUGAUGAUAAUUAGCUGCUUCUAAAACCUUUCCGGUGCAUCUCUUCGCAACAAUCAAGCCAUCCACACGCCUAACUAAAAGCAAUAAUGAUGCCUCCCCCACUUUUCCUUUGACUAUUUCCUCUUCCUUUUGAGUUUACUUGAAGUUUGAAACUGUGGAUGAAUAACCACUUUUGUCGCAAAGCACAUAGGAUUCCCUGAAAAAAAUAGAAACUUCCACCCCCCUUCCCUUCCUUUUCUAUUCUAGUUUUGCUAAACCUCCGGGGGUUUGUUUAAAUCUAUUUCGGCUCUUCGGCCCUGUAUAUUUUGUAUUUAGAAACGGCAUUCAGAUGUGUACAUAGUAUAAUAUAUGAAUUUAAGCAGGAAUUCCUCUGUAAUCACACUGUUGCUUUAAGGGGACACUGUCCUAUAUUCGGAUGACCAUUUUUAUACAUUGACGAAUGACAAAUAAAAGUCUGUUGGGUUUUUCUCA
Messenger RNA from Pantherophis guttatus, 6671 nucleotides. Its product is annotated as discoidin domain-containing receptor 2-like. Gene Ontology annotation, cellular component: signaling receptor complex; plasma membrane. NCBI's taxonomy places the organism in Eukaryota, Metazoa, Chordata, Lepidosauria, Squamata, Colubridae. Gene Ontology annotation, biological process: cell surface receptor protein tyrosine kinase signaling pathway; protein phosphorylation; positive regulation of kinase activity. The record is from RefSeq and is a predicted model, not a curated record. Gene Ontology annotation, molecular function: ATP binding; collagen binding; protein tyrosine kinase collagen receptor activity.